AUGGCGCUUCUGCCCCCGAGGGUGUCUGCCCGCCAGAUCCCUCUUACGUCUCCGAUACACGACCAGCAGAACCUCGACUUCUCGUCCACUGCCCCCCACAUCUUUUCCUCUGUGCGAUAUCUGUUAGAGCAGUGGCCCAACACAUACAUUCCCAACGGCCACUCGAUCGUGCCCUGCGAAGUUCCCGCCUUUACGAAUCUCUAUCAUGGGAGACGCGAUGAGAAGCUCCCCUCGAGCCCAGAGUGGGUUGCGUUUGAUGCGGAAAUGUCUUACGGCAUUAUGGGUUCCAGCCGAAAUUCACAUUUGCUGACGUAUCAGAACGUGCGGCCGGCACGUUGUCUUUAUUUCGACGGCAUGUCCGCUGCGCUGAUGGGGACGGGCCCGCUCGAUUCCCAGAUGGUGUUCCUGUGUGGGAAUACGACAUGCUCUCUGGGGAGUGGUGAUCCGUGGCGCAGCCUCUUUGACGAGUAUUCUCGGGCCACCGCACUGUGUGAUUGGGUCCAAAAGAACGAACUGGGCGGUUUGGGCUGGGGGAUUGAGGGAAUCGUCAGGAUGAAUGCGGGUUUCGAGAUGAUUUGGUGCAACUUCACGAGCCCGACCUUGAGACUGAUCAGCCAUGUCAACGUUUCUGUGCCAUUACUACCAGAAGAGUUCCGAGACGACGGACCGGUAGAUGAAAUGGCACCGAUGGAAGGACCUCCCACGAGUAGUUUGACGUUUGCUGAAAUGCUGGCCUCGCGAACAAGACUCACAUCAAAUUCCACCAGCGGCCCAGCCUCAGAAGCUCCAACGGGGGAGCCUGACAUGCCUCUUCCUCCUAAUUGGCGAAGCAAAGCCGAGCUGGAACCAUUCCUGCAAUCUCAGAGCUUUGAAUGGUACCGGAGCGCGACCUGGCAUAUGGGCAGCUCAGGCUCAUCUGUGGGCCGACCCGAAGGCCGAGUCAGGCCAAAGUCCUGUGGAUUUCUCAGCUACUAUGAUUCAAUGCUCAAAGAAUUCUCUUCCGCCUUCGCAGACGAAGAAAAGGCCCGUCUGAAUCUCACGGCAGACGGAGGCUGGAAGGGCCCAGGCAGAGAUGGCAACCAAAGUCUUGCUUUGAAGGAACUCUCAACGCGCCGCCGCUCUCACAAUCUCUCCCAGAUCACGAACUACGAAGCCAGCAUCAUGAGCGAUGCCGUCCUGCACACGCUCCGCUCUCUCAAUCACUCGUCCUCUUCUUGCACGGGCAUCGACUGGACUCAAAAGGCAACGGACAUAACCUCCCGCUUCUCCCAUCCCUUAACCCAAGUCCUCCAUCUCCUUACAUCUCCACCAACCGACACAACCAACACCACACUCACAAGGGACUACAUCGCCUCGCUCCGCUCCAAAUUUCACGCCAUGCUCAUGCCCUACAUGACCUACCCGCUGAUCGCCUCCUCUCUCCCAGCAAUCCACGCCCACUGUACAACAAGCCAAACAGCUGUCCUGCACGAGCUCCGCCCCAGUCUUCUCCCAACGGAACAGUCCCUCCUCGACACCUUCGAAACCGUCCUCUCAGCUAUUUGCAACACAACCCUCUCACUAGCCUUCUCCGUCGAACAGACCUGGCAAAAUUACUACCAGCACAACAACAGCAACGGCUCAACCUCGAUGUUUCCCACCGUGCCCUACUCGGUCCUGCACACCCUCGUCGCGCACCACAGCGCUUCCAUCUCCCUCCUCCGCGCGUGGCUCGGCUGGUUCCCUGACGAGAUGCAGUGCGACCGAGUCUGCGGUGUCGACGAGUUCUGCUUCGUCCCCAUCUGGCCGCUCUUGUACCUUGAGCCGAGAGGUGGGCGGCUUGGCGGUAGAAGGCCGCCUCACCGACCGCCCGGACGAGGAGGAGGGCAACAACCUCCACCCGGGAGAGGACCACCUCGGGAGGGAAACCCUUGGGGAGACUUGGAGAGUAAGCUGUGGAAGCCUCGGUGUUUAAAGGUUUUGGAUUAG
Messenger RNA from Cladophialophora psammophila CBS 110553, 1968 nucleotides. RefSeq lists its product as uncharacterized. The coding region runs from base 1 to 1968 and encodes 655 amino acids. The transcript has a single exon. Lineage: Eukaryota; Fungi; Ascomycota; Eurotiomycetes; Chaetothyriales; Herpotrichiellaceae. The record is from RefSeq and is a predicted model, not a curated record.